UGUCCUUACAGAGCUCUUUUCAUGGAACCAACUCUUCUACUACUUGAUGAACCUACUAAUCAUCUCGACCUCAAUGCUGUUAUCUGGCUUAACAAUUACCUUCAAUCUUGGAAAAAGACACUCCUGAUAGUCUCUCACGACCAGACCUUUUUAGAUGAUGUAUGCACGGAUAUCAUUCAUUUAGAUAUGCAAAAAUUACAAUACUACAAAGGAAAUUACAAUACUUUCAAAAAGAUGCUUGGUCAGAAGAGAAAAGAACAAAUGAAAGACUAUGAGAGACAGGAAAAGAUGCUUAAGAUUAAAAGUCACGGCAAGUCAACUAAAGCCGCUGAGAAAGAGACGAGAAGUCAGCAGAAGAAGCGUAAUGAGAGGGGUAACAAGAAAAAAGGUGAUCCCACUGAAGAGGAUGAAGGCCCUCAGGAACUUCUCAAGAGACCUAAGGAAUAUGUGGUGAAAUUCACCCUUCCUAAUCCUCCUAGUCUCAGCCCACCUAUCCUGGGAAUGUAUAAUGUUACAUUUGGUUAUCCAAACCAGCCAAAGUUAUUCGUGAACUGUGAUUUUGGUGUCGACAUGACAUCAAGAGUUGCAAUAGUUGGUCCAAAUGGAGUCGGAAAAAGUACAUUCCUGAAUCUUCAAGGGGAACUUGAGCCUCUGAUAGGAGAAGUGCGAAAGAAUCACAGAUUACGUAUAGGAUCCUACAGUCAGCAUUCUGCUGAUCAGCUUACUAUGGACGUGUGUCCGGUAGAAUACCUUCAAACAAAAUACAACCUGCAGUAUCAAGAUAGUCGGAAGCUGUUAGGUCGAUUUGGGUUGGUCAGUCAUGCUCACACCAUCAAGACUAAAGAUCUGUCUGGUGGUCAGAAAUCAAGAGUAGCCUUUGCUGAUCUUUGCCAGAGCCAGCCAGAUGUUAUCAUCUUGGAUGAACCUACAAAUAAUUUGGACAUCGAGUCGAUUGAUGCCUUGGCUGAAGCAAUCAACAAUUAUACAGGAGGAGUUAUCAUUGUCAGCCACGAUGCCAGACUGAUAACAGAGACAGACUGUCAACUGUGGGUCAUCGAGGAGCAGACUAUUAACGAGAUCGACGGUGACUUUGAUGACUACAAACAUGAACUCCUAGUAGAACUCGGAGAGACUGAAAAUAAGAAAUGAUUGAAGCUUAAUUAUAGUUUAUAAUAAACUGUUCUCUGACUCAUCGUUGUAUGAACCCAAAACAGCAUGAAUGUUGCAAGCUGGGCAACAGAAUAUGCUUCCAAGAUCUGGAUUGGAGUUAUUCUUCUCAAUACCUAAAAUCUUUUCGUUGAAGGUUAAAAGUUCUCUGACUUCUCUGAAUUGCAACAUUCCCAAACAUUAGCCAUGCUGUACCAUAGGCUUUAUUCUGGAAUAACUAGGUUUCUGUCGUCGGGUUGCUAAUAGUCACAAGGUAUUUUGAGAUUUCUUUAUUAAAGCAGAUACGAACCAGCAGCCUUGAUAGCGACACCUCAAGUCUUCAUCUACUCAAAUCUGGCCAGAUUCCUGGCCCAUAAUGCAACAUUGGAGUCUUGUAAUAUAAGCCCAUUUGAAUGAUUAUCAUAAAUUGUGUUACCAAGUAGCAAACCAAGAA
Lytechinus variegatus (green sea urchin) is the source of this 1600-nucleotide messenger RNA. Its product is annotated as ATP-binding cassette sub-family F member 1-like. The record is from RefSeq and is a predicted model, not a curated record. Gene Ontology annotation, molecular function: ATP binding; ATP hydrolysis activity. Lineage: Eukaryota; Metazoa; Echinodermata; Echinoidea; Temnopleuroida; Toxopneustidae.